AACAACAUCAAACAAACAAACAAACAGCAAAGCAAAGCGACAAUUCCCAUUCAUUUCCAUUCAUUGGUCGCAGUUUGUCUGCGAUUAUCACCAGUUUUGCUUUGGUCACUCGCUGGUCAGCUCACUCGCUUCCACCACGCACGAACCGCAGUGGAGAGUGGACAGUGGGUGGUUGCGGUGCGGAGACAGCCAACACACCAUAGGAGUGGGUGUGGGUGUGGGUGGGAGGUCGUGUGAAGUGUGAAGUGGGCGUGCGAACGUAGGGGUUAGCCCGGGCGAAGGCAGGCGAUUGCAGCGUUCGCUUUCCACCAGAAAGUUGAACGGGAACGCCCACUUAUGACGCCCCCUGUGACGCGUUAUCAGUGCACACACAACAACAAACACAAAGACUUGACCAAAAUCCAUACAAAAUGGCGAUAAGCGCAAGUGCCAGAGAAUUCCCGCGGGCCUAAAUCACACAAGAAACUCGUUUAUGCUGCACACCAUCCCCCCCGGCCGAUCCCCAGUCCAACCCCCAGUCCAGAGAGCUCGCCACCCGACCACCGGAUCCCUCGCCGGUGCGAUAACCCAUCUGAAAGUUUGGGUGGCCCACUCCGCUGAGAAACUCGCACCAAACCCGAAACAAGCGCCUAAGAUGUGUUCCCGCAACAUAAAGAUCUCGGUGGUGCUGUUUCUCGUCUUGAUACCAAUCUUCACCGCCUUGCCACACAACCACAAUCUGUCGAAGCGCAGCAAUUUCUUCGAUCUGGAGUGCAAGGGUAUCUUCAACAAGACCAUGUUCUUCCGACUGGAUCGCAUCUGCGAGGACUGCUAUCAGUUGUUCCGCGAGACGAGUAUACAUCGAUUAUGCAAGCAAGAAUGCUUCGGAUCGCCCUUCUUCAACGCCUGCAUAGAGGCUCUUCAGUUGCACGACGAGAUGGACAAGUACAACGAAUGGCGAGAUACCCUUGGUCGCAAGUAAAAUGGGAUUUGGCACCGUCACUGGCACGAGCACUUAACUUAAUUCUAUAAACUAUAAACUAAAAUAAAGUACCCUAUGUAUUAUUGAUAACUGUGGCAGAAUACGGCACGAACCAAUGGCAACCAGGAAACGAUCAACCCGAGGAAUGUGUAUCCACUUAACAAAAAAAAUAAAUUACUCUCUCGACUAAAUGCUAAAAAAAGAGAAGCAAAAAAAAAUGAUUUAAAAAAAAAUAUAUGAAAACAAUUACUACGCUAUUACCCGUUACUUAUCCGCACCGAUAUCAAAAAAAUUUGAAAAUCAGUUUUUUAUUCGUUUUUUAAUUAUUCUCUGGCAUGCACAUUGAUCCGUUUAACAAAAACAGUCUCGUGGAGCUUUUAGUUUUAGUAAUUUUUGAGAAUUAUGCUUGUUUUAGUUAUUGUUUGUCUUAAAAAAGAAAAGCAAAAGAACAAAAAAAAAGGGGGAACGCCAACAAACAAGAUACAAUACACAUAUAAUAAACGAACGAACGAACAAGAAUCAAAAUGUCUGAUGUAAAUAAAUUAUUUUGUCUUCUUUUAAAGAUUUGUAUGCAUAAAUAUUUAUAAUGCCUAACUAUUUUGUACAUUUCGUUUAAUUUAUAAGAUUAAGUUAACUCUUGUUACGGCAGUACAUUUUACGUUCCACAUUUUGUGAAUCCAAUAGAAGCCCAAAAAAACGAAACGGAAAAUCUAAAACCACCAAAACUUCUGAAAUAGAAAUGAGAAGGUUUUAGUAAAACUCUUCCGAACACAACAUAAUUCGAUUCGAUACUAUGUACUAUUGCGCGUAUGCCCUACAAAUACAUACACAUUAAUUAAUUAAUUUAAAUUUGUUUGGAUCUAGUCGUAAAAUAUAAAUAAAGAUUGUAUAUUUCAAGAAGA
This is a messenger RNA of Drosophila bipectinata, 1863 nucleotides long. It is a transcript of the gene ITP, whose product is annotated as ion transport peptide. Gene Ontology annotation, cellular component: extracellular region. Lineage: Eukaryota; Metazoa; Arthropoda; Insecta; Diptera; Drosophilidae. Gene Ontology annotation, molecular function: neuropeptide hormone activity. The record is from RefSeq and is a predicted model, not a curated record. Gene Ontology annotation, biological process: circadian rhythm.